GAAAUCCGUGUUUUCUUGGUAACUCAACAUGAGGAUCGGACUUUGUGCAUACAGUGGAUAUAAAAUAUAUCCAGGCCAUGGUAAAACCAUGGUUAAAGUAGAUGGAAAAACAUUCACUUUUUUAAACUCAAAAUGUGAAUCUGCACAUUUAAUGAAACGUAAUCCAAGGAAAGUCACAUGGACUGUACUAUACAGACGGAAGCAUAAAAAAGGACAAGAUGAGGAACAAACAAAGAAGAGGACAAGACGUACUCAAAAAUUCCAACGUGCUAUUGUAGGUGCAUCACUUACAGAUAUUUUGGCAAAACGUAAUAUGAAACCAGAAAUUCGGAGAGCACAAAGGGAACAAGCAAUUAUAGCUGCAAAGGAACAGAAAAGAGCUGCAAAAGCAACAAAGAAAGCAGUUGUAGCUCCUAAGACAAAGACUUUGCCAAAACAUAAAGCUGCAAAAGUAACACAAAAGUCAGCUCCACGUGUAGGAGGAAAGCGUUAA
This is a messenger RNA of Habropoda laboriosa, 493 nucleotides long. RefSeq names its product 60S ribosomal protein L24 (gene RpL24). Gene Ontology annotation, cellular component: cytosolic large ribosomal subunit. The coding region runs from base 29 to 493 and encodes 154 amino acids. Gene Ontology annotation, molecular function: mRNA binding; structural constituent of ribosome. The record is from RefSeq and is a predicted model, not a curated record. Gene Ontology annotation, biological process: cytoplasmic translation. The transcript has 5 exons. NCBI's taxonomy places the organism in Eukaryota, Metazoa, Arthropoda, Insecta, Hymenoptera, Apidae.